AUGGGCUCCGACGAGCGAGCCCGCAAAAAGGCCAAAAUCGCAGCCGCACCGGUCGAUGAUGCACUCGGCGGGCUUUACGACUUCCUGCCACCUCCGGAUCCUGUCAAGGACGAGGCGGCUAAGGCAGCUGCCGUGAAAAACCACCUUUCCAGACCGGCCUUGCCGCCAGCGGAGAAAUCGAGGGUCAUCUUCUUGGACGUGGACGGGGUAAUUUUGCCGGCUGGUUCCAUUGACAUGAUUGUGGUGGACGGCGUCACGCUGCCAGCCAAGAGUCAUGUGAAGGAAAGUGACUUCUCGGCACAGGCUAUGGGUAGCCUUCGUGCGAUUGUGCAGCAAACUGGGGCGACCAUCGUCUUGUCUUCUGAGUGGAGGCGUGGUGACGAUCUGAAGUCGUCUAUCAAUGCCGUCUUGAAGAGCCAGGACAUUCCAUACAUCCGUGACAGCACACCUAUAUUUCAUCCGAGGCCGGAGAUUCAGAAGGUGAAUGCAAUUUAUGCCUGGUGCGAGCGUCGUGCCAGAGAGAUAGGCAAGUGGCUGAAGGAUCAUCCUGAAGUCACUGCAUGGGUAGCGCUGGACGACCUCGACUUCGACUGGGCAGACAGUUUGAGACAAGCUGGAACGCCUUGGAUGAAAGUCCGUUCGGUGCACACCAACGAUAGAAUCUGCUUGACGGAUGCAGAUGCCGCUGAAGCAGUACGGAUUCUUCUGAAUCCGCCCGCUGAUCCAAAGGUUCCUCAGCGGCCGAUCUCCUUGCAGGUGUCGAGUGGCCCGUCCGGCGUUCUGGCCAGCACCGAGGAUUCUGGACCCGAUCGGAUACGGCUCGGGUGA
Symbiodinium sp. CCMP2592 is the source of this 828-nucleotide messenger RNA. The record is from the annotation of a GenBank genome assembly. Lineage: Eukaryota; Dinophyceae; Suessiales; Symbiodiniaceae.